Messenger RNA from Entelurus aequoreus (snake pipefish), 9027 nucleotides. Its product is annotated as zinc finger SWIM domain-containing protein 6-like. NCBI's taxonomy places the organism in Eukaryota, Metazoa, Chordata, Actinopteri, Syngnathiformes, Syngnathidae. Gene Ontology annotation, cellular component: Cul2-RING ubiquitin ligase complex. The transcript has 16 exons. The record is from RefSeq and is a predicted model, not a curated record. Gene Ontology annotation, molecular function: zinc ion binding. The coding region runs from base 751 to 4176 and encodes 1141 amino acids.
UGGCGUUUGGCGGAUGUGACGUCACGCCGAUGGGAUUUGUAGUCCUUUUUGCCAAAGAGGCAUAAACAACGUCCGGCUUUCAUGGUGGCCCAAUAAAGGCAUAUUGCGUCUCAUGGGUCGUUUCUGUCAUGGGGAGCGCACGGAGGUGGGCGAUGUAACCACAACUCCAUGAGCGCUCCCAAAGAAGCUGGCUGGCACUAUUUUCCUGUCACAGUGGAGCUAUCAACACACAGGAAGCUCAAAGUCCUUUGGGGAGCAAAGUCCGAACGACAAGCAUCAUGCUGUUACUGCAGCUCAGGCUCCACUGGAGGAGAAAACUUAAGAGAGAAGAAGCAGAAGAAAAACGUCCUCUUUCGUGCCCCCCUUUCGGCCCUGUGGGAACCAGCAGGAACGCCCCUGGAUUAAGUCCCCGCCUUUAAACUCAAAUAAGUGGGAAACUUCAAAGGACGUCGGGCGCCGUAGCUCCGCCCCCCCGCGGCUUCACAAAGGUUUUGCCUACGUUCGGGAAUUCCGCCUCCACUUCCUUUUAUAGCGCCACUCGUGCGCUGGCACAGCGCCAAGGCCACGCCCACCGCGGCUACUUUCCCAACACAAAGGACUCCGUGAAACUCCCAAGCUCCGCCCCCCUCGCCAAAUAAGGACAGGCGGCCCAUGUAGGGCAAACAAUCGGCGCCAGAUUGCUCUUUCUCUUCCUCAUCCAGUUUAUAUGAUCGGAGCGGCUCGGCGAGGCAGGUCGGAAGCGGUGCGAACAUGGCCGAGCGAGUCCAGCAGCCUCCAGCCAAGCGGCUCUGCUGCCGGCCCGGCUACAACCCGGCGUGCAGACAGGGGCAGCGGGCUGGAGGAGUCCUGUGUGGCGGCGGCUCGGGCUCCGGCUCCGCUCCGGGAGGGUCGGGGCAAAGCGGCAAGGCGCACAACCCGGAGUCGCUGCUCGACAUCGCGGCGCGCAGGGUAGCCGAGAAGUGGCCCUUCCAGCGGGUGGAGGAGCGCUUCGAAAGGAUCCCGGAGCCCGUCCAGCGCCGGAUCGUAUACUGGUCGUUUCCGAGGAGCGAGAAGGAGAUCUGUAUGUACUCGUCUUUCAACGCCGGGGCCGAGGAGAGUGGAACUAGCGGGGACAAUAACGACGAGACCCAGCUGCCUUUCCUGCGAGGUGUCACUCUGCUGGAGGGCGGCUGGGUGGACAACGUACUGCAAGUCGGUUUCCACCUAAGUGGCACAGUAACGGACCCCGCCACUCCUUCAACCCCAGAACUCGUAUGCAGCGUCAGCGUCAGCUUCGACCGCUGCAAGAUCACGGCAGUAACGUGCACGUGCGGCAACAAGGACAUCUUCUACUGCGCUCACGUGGUGGCGCUGUCACUUUACAGAGUGCGCAAACCCGAGCAGGUCAAACUGCACCUGCCUAUUUCGGAAACCUUGUUCCAGAUGAGCAGGGACCAGCUGCAGAAGUUCGUACAGUAUCUAAUUUCGGUUCACCACACCGAAGUGUUGCCUACCGCGCAGAAACUGGCGGACGAGAUCCUGUCGCAAAACUCUGAGAUCAACCAAGUUCAUGGUGCCCCGGACCCUACUGCAGGCGCCAGCGUGGAUGAUGAGAACUGCUGGCAUUUGGAUGAGGAGCAGGUUCAGGAGCAAGUCAAACUCUUCUUGUCCCAGGGAGGAUACCACGGCUCAGGCAAGCAGCUCAACCUGCUAUUCAGCAAGGUGCGAGAGAUGCUGAAGAUGCGUGACUCCAACGGAGCGAGGAUGUUAACACUUAUCACAGAACAAUUCAUGGCCGACCCUCGGCUGGCGCUGUGGAGACAGCAAGGCACCACCAUGACAGACAAGUACAGACAGCUCUGGGAUGAGCUGGGCGCCCUGUGGAUGUGCAUCGUACUGAACCCGCAUUGCAAGGCCGAGCAGAAGAUGUCGUGGCUGCGGCAGCUGCGCCGCUGGAACAGUGUGGACGUGUGCCCUUGGGAGGAUGGAAACCACGGCAACGAGCUGCCCAACCUCACCCACUCGCUGCCUCAGGGUGCCCAUGGCAACCAAGACAUGCGACCCCACAGGACUGUGUUCACGCGGGCCAUCGAGGCCUGUGACCUGCACUGGCAGGACCGGCACCUGCAGCACAUAAUAGCCAGUGACCUCUAUGCCAACUACUGUUACCAUGACAACCAGGAGGGCUCACUCUUCGACUCGCGCGGCUGGCCCUUGUGGCAUGAGCACGUCCCCACAGCCUGCGCCAGGGUGGAUGCGCUGCGUUCCCACGGUUACCCCCGAGAAGCCCUCCGACUGGCCAUCGCCGUGGUGAACACGUUACGGCGGCAACAGCAGCGGCAACUUGAGCACUUCCGCCGACACAAGAAGGAGUUGCUCCACAAGGGCCACACUUCCAUUACCAACAUGGAGGGCUGGGUAGGACACCCCUUGGACCCCAUCGGCACUCUCUUCAGCACCCUGACCGAGUCGGGACGAGGAGGAGAAGAGGGAUCCAAUAUCUGCUUGGACCUCUCAGGUAACCCUGACCACUGCUCCAGUGUGGUGACUCGAGCAGACCUCCAGCGCAUGCCCGUGCAGAGACUGCUGGGCGAUGGCGAGUCGUACGUGGCGCUGGCGGUGGAGACGGCUCUGAUUGGCCUGGGCCAGCAGCGGGUGAUGCCGGACGGGCUGUACGCUCAGGAGAAGGUGUGUCGCAACGAGGAGCAGCUGUUGGCCAAGCUCCAGGAGGUGGAGCUGGACGACUUGCUGGUGAAGAUCUUCCGCAAGCAAGCCGUUUUUCUGCUGGAAGCCGGUCCGUACUCUGGUCUUGGGGAGAUCGUCCAAAGAGAGAGUGUUCCCAUGCACACCUUCGCCCGCUAUCUCUUCACCUCCCUCCUACCUCAUGACGCUGAACUGGCGUACAAAAUUGCACUGAGAGCCAUGCGGUUGCCCGUGUUGGAGUCGACCGCGUCAUCCGGUGACCUGUCAAGGCCUCACCACAUUGUGUCGGUGGUGCCCAACCGCUACCCGCGCUGGUUCACCCUCAGCCACAUCGAGUCUCAGCAGUGUGAGCUGGCCUCCACCAUGCUCACUGCGGCCAAAGGUGACAGUCGCAGGCUGGAGACGGUGCUGGAGUCCAUUCAGAAAAACAUCCACUCCUCGUCUCACAUCUUCAAACUGGCGCAGGACGCGUUCAAGAUCGCCACUCUGAUGGACAGCCUGCCUGACAUCACGCUGCUAAAAGUCGCCCUGGAGCUCGGACUGCAGGUGAUGAGAAUAACUCUGUCCACGUUAAACUGGAGGCGACGAGAAAUGGUGCGCUGGUUAGUCACAUGUGCCACUGAAGUUGGCGUGUACGCGCUGGACAGCAUCAUGCAGAGCUGGUUCACCCUCUUCACCCCCACUGAGGCCACCAGCAUCGUGGCGACCACGGUCAUGUCCAACAGCACCAUCGUGCGCCUGCACCUGGACUGCCACCAGCAGGAGAACCUGGCCUCGUCGGCCCGCACCCUGGCCCUGCAGUGCGCCAUGAAGGACCCCCAGAACUGCGCGCUGUCGGCCCUCACCCUCUGCGAAAAGGACCACAUUGCCUUCGAGACAGCCUACCAGAUUGUACUGGACGCCGCCGCCACGGGGAUGAGCUACACGCAGCUGUUCACCAUCGCCCGCUACAUGGAGCACCGCGGCUACCCGAUGCGGGCGUACAAGCUGGCGACGCUGGCCAUGGCCCACCUGAACCUCAGCUACAACCAGGACACGCACCCCGCCAUCAACGACGUGCUUUGGGCGUGCGCCCUCAGCCACUCGCUGGGCAAGAACGAGCUGGCCGCCGUCAUCCCCCUGGUGGUGAAAAGCGUCAAGUGCGCCACGGUGCUCUCGGACAUUUUGCGGCGGUGCACGCUGACCACGCCGGGCAUGGUGUCGGCGCUGCACAGCCGCAGGAACUCCGGCAAGCUGAUGUCGCUGGACAAGGCGCCGCUCAGGCAGCUGCUGGACGCCACCAUCGGGGCCUACAUCAACACCACGCACUCGCGCCUCACGCACAUCAGCCCGCGCCACUACAGCGAGUUCAUCGAGUUCCUGGGCAAGGCGCGCGAGACGUUCAUGAUGGCGCACGACGGACACAUCCAGUUCACGCAGUUCAUAGACAACCUGAAACAGAUCUACAAGGGCAAAAAGAAACUAAUGAUGCUGGUCAGGGAGCGCUUCGGCUGAGCUCGCACUCUUACCUUUUUUUUUGUUUUUUUUUUAUCAAGUCUGCCUUUUCAACUUCCUUUGGACUACUCGUAAAAAGAGGACGUAGAAAGAAAAAAAAAAAACUCAACAAAGCCACACGCGGUAUUAUUGUUCUUGCUGUUGUUAUGGUUACAAACAUUAUUACUAUUAUUAUUAAUAAUAAUAAUAAUAUUACUACUAUGUGUACAGAAGUGUUUUUAUUUUUCACAAGAGAGGAAAUUGGUCACGUUGUGAAUGUCGUGCGUGCUUCUCUACACGUGUAUGAAAGGAAAAUGGACUUUUUUUUUUUGUGAUUGAAACAUCUUUUUCUUUCUGUGUGCGGCUGAAGGCCUCGUAACAAGCAGCGCUCAUGUUCAAAACAACAACAAAACUGCAUCUUUUCAAAAGAAAACUUAAAAGGCUUUAAAAACACACAGAGCAACCUCCCCCCGUUUGGCCCUCGGGGUCCCACCAGGGGACGCCAGACAGCACUGCACAGCUUAGCUAGGCCCCGAAAGCCAUCGUCAGCAAAUUUUUUUUUUUUCCCGGACAGGCAGCACUUGAACAGCCAUUAAUUAGCUCUUAGAACCAACACACACACAACAAUGCUCUUCGUAACCACCUGUAAUAAUGUGACGCAUGCAGCUACCUACAGUCAUUACAUCUUAUACUAUACACUCACUGGACACACUAUUAGGUACACCAGCAAUACAGAUCGGCCUUGACAAAGAUAUAUGCUCAGUUUUGAUUGACAGUCAGAUGUAUUUAUUCAACCUCGUUAGAAGCCAAAACUCACAAGUGUUUUAGGAUGUCUGAAAACAUCAUAAUUUGUAUUAUUUGUUUAUUAUUAACAGAAUUUGGAUGUCCAUGCCAGUCAUCAAACUGUGACAAUGCAUGACAUGAACCCAAAAAACGCCCCCUAGUGGCUGUGAGCAGCAUAGCGGGUGACUGUAUUUUUAAUGUCCUGCAAGUUCAGUAUUUUAGUAACCAAGCAGUGUUAGGCAAAGAUAUGCAUUAAUUUGGUGCUUUAACUACAAUUGGAAUCGCUGUUUAUUCAAAUUGGAAAUAUAAUGUGAAAUAAAAAUAUAGGAGAUACCGUAUUUUUCGGAGUAUAAGUCCCUACGGAGUAUAAGUCGCACCGGCCGAAAAUGCAUAAUAAAGAAGGAAAAAAACAUAUAUAAGUCGCACUUUUUGGGGGAAAUUUAUUUGAUAAAACCCAACACCAAGAAUAGACAUUUGAAAGGUAAUUUAAAAUAAAUAAAGAAUAGUGAACAACAGGCUGAAUAAGUGUACGUUAUAUGAGGCAUAAAUAACCAACUGAGAACGUGCCUGGUAUGUUAACGUAACAUAUUAUGGUAAGAGUCAUUCAAAUACCUAUAACAUAUAGAACAUGCUAUACGUUUACCAAACAAUCUGUCACUCCUAAUCGCUAAAUCCCAUGAAAUCUUAUACGUCUAGUCUCUUACGUGAAUGAGCUGAAUAAUAUUAUUUGAUAUUUUACAGUAAUGUGUUAAUCAUUUCACACAUAAGUCGCUACUGAGUGUAAGUCGCACCCCUGGCCAAACUAUGAAAAAAACUGCGAUGUAUAGUCCAAAAAAUACGGUGGUACUGUUAAAUGAUAAAAAAUGUUAAAUCAAAUUAAUCCUACUUUUGAUUUUACAGGAUAUUUAACUUAAAAGGACACAAAUGCAAUUGUAUUGUCAGAAUGUCAUCCAGGAAAAAAAUGUUUUUAUGUUUUCCUUUAAGAACGUCAUUUAUUUGUUCAAAACUUGGUUACUGUUUUAUCUAUAAAGUCCAGUAGGGGUGCAUUUUGUAGUGAAAUAUGUCAGCCAGCAGACGUUUGCCUUAACCUGACCACUGAGCGUAUAACAACCCACGCUGCCUUUCCUCUGUUUAAUGUAAAGAAGCAUGUACGGUCAAAAAUUAACAAAAAAACCUCUGAUUAAUCUGCGCAUUAACAUGAUGCACGCAAUAUUUUUUGUGAUUAAUUGCAUGAGCUAAAAAUGUUGUCCGUCUAUCUGUGUUGGCCCUGUGAUGAGGUGGCGACUUGUCCAGGGUGUACCGAAUGCAGCUGGGAUUGGCUCCAGGACCCCCUGCAACCCCAAAGGGACAAGCAGUAGAAAAUGGAUGGACGGAAGUCGUAAUUUUUAACAGCCCUAAUAGAAAUAAGAAUACAAGCUAUUGUUAGGUGACAGCAUGUAUUUUCUUAGUAGUACUGGUCAACAAAAUGCAUGUGUAAUUAUUAUUAUUUUUGUAUUUCUUUUUUGUUUUUGUGUUUUUUAUACUUUUAAUUUUUGUGGGGCUUUUCCCCCCAACAAAGGCCAUGUAUCUCAAAAUCAGAAUCAGAAUAGUUUUUAUUGCCACACUGCAAAAAGCCAUUGUUCAAACACAAAAAUAAAAAAAAAUUAGGGGUAUUCUAUUUGAACUAAGCAAAAUUAUCUGCCAAUAGAACAAGAAAAAUUUGGCUUGUCAAGACUUUCCAAAAAAUUAGCUAACCUCAAUGACGCCCAAAAUACCUUAAAAUAAGUAUAUUCUCACUAAUAAGUGCACUAUUCUUGGUAGAAAAAGACCUUUUUGCUCAAUAUGUUGAAAAAUAUUCUUAAAUGAAGUAAAUGCUAGUGCCAUUAUCUUGACAUAAUGAUAUGCGCUCGGCAUCAUUUUUUUUUUCAUGCUUGAAAUAAGAAAUUAUUACUUUAAAAAAGUAGUUUUAUACUUUUGAGUGUUGAUGACACAGCUUUGCAACAGUUGAUAUUCUAGUUUCAAGCAUGUUUUACUCAAUAUAGGUCAUAAAAUCUCAGCAACAACCUGUAAUAUCUUACUGAGAUCAUUUAGGACCAAAACCCUUAAAACAAGUAAAACACUAACAUAAAAUCUGCUUAGUGAGAAGAAUUAUCGUAUCAGACAGAAAAUAAGCAAAUAUCACCCUUAUUUGAGAUAUUUCAUCUUACUUAGAUUUCAGUUUUUGCAAUGUACUGUUCAACAAAAUGCAUGUGUAAUAUUUUUUUUUUUUUUUUUCGUAUUUAUUUUUUGUUUUUGUGUUUAUUAUACUAUUAAUUUUUGUGGGGCUUUCCCCCCCCCCCCCCCAACAAAGGCCAUGUAUCUCCAAAUGAUUGUUUGUUUGAAUGUUCACAACACUCCAAAAUCUCCCCAAUGGUCACGACGAGACGCACGUAUUGACUCUGCUAUUAUUACCAUUGUGGCUGUCAAUCCAAUGUGGACAUAAGAGCAUCAAUCUCAUUAGGCUCAGUGCAGGUGUACCUAAUGGAGUGGGUGAACAUAAUGGCUGUGCAUAGGGGGGGGAGCCACUACCUCAUGAUGCAGUGUGGAACCUGCUCCCAAUUUAAAUGUGCUGUCAGGAUAUUUUGUCACCAGUCAUCAUCAAUCUAGGGCGGGGCGGGGGGGGGGGGGGUCCACUGCUGGUCAUGUGACCGUGCAUCACUUCCCAUCCCACCCAUCGUCCACAAAUAGGCCAGUGUCAUUGUUUAUGUCCCCCCCCCCCACCCCAUUUCUCUCUCUCUCUCUCUCUCUCUCUCUCUCUGUGUGUGUCAUAGCAAUGAGACUUUCUACUGUUAAAACCUUCACUAAUUGUCCACCGAAACGUUCUCAGGGAUUUUUCUUCACAAUAAGGGAAAAAACAAAAAGGCGGAACAAAAAGACUGACUGCAGGAAAAUUGAAAAAAAAAAAAGAAAAAAAAAACUAGACAUGAGCGAGCAUUUAUUGUACUCUGUAUAUAUGCCAUAGUAUAUGUCUGAAUAUGGAGGAUCUGAAAGUAUAUGUUGACUAAUUUAUACAGAGUAUUCUAUGUCAUGUGAAAUACUUGAAGCCGCUGUAGUUUGCUCUCUCUCUUUCUCUCUCGCUCACUUUCUUUUGUUUUUGUCAUGUGAUGGAACAUAUCAUGUUGGGGGGGGAUGUCGGACUUCAUUCCUGCUGACUCCAGCAAAGAGGAGGUCAAAGCUGGGUGAUGGAUAAAGCGCUUUAAAGAGAAGGACUAAUAAUACGUGUUAGAUGAUUUGAUCGUCCCUCUGCAGUGAAACUACUAGUCUCAUAUCAGUCAGCAAGCCGUCGAAAGGAGGACAUUUUGUAUUGUUUGUAGAACAUUUUAUUUGAUUUUUUAUUUUUGGUGUCUCGACAACAGAAAGAAGUGCAGCCUUUUUCUCUUGCCUUGUCUUCUUAACGCUUUAAAGUAACCAAACAGGAAGUUCUGUCUAACAACCAAACGCGUUCAAAGAGGUGAGAGGUGACCCCACCUUGGUCCAGCUUUAGUGUCCUUAAUUAGUAAAGCGAAUGGCUGUGUUAGUGAACUCUUCUUGCUUUAAACGACAAAGCAAACUCCUCACGUGUGUCUGCUGGUGGUUCAAAAAAAAAAAAAAAAAAGAUAAAAAAAAGUAUGUUGGUCAUGUCCAGUGUCUCAACAAUUUCCUCUUGAGUCUUUCUAGCCGUUUUUUUGUUUGUUCGUGUAGGACGCUCUCCCCUUUUUAUUUAUUACCAUGACCCAUGUAUACAUGCUUAUGAAAAUCAAAUUUGAUACACCGAUAUCAAUUUAUUUAUGUAACUAAAUCACUGUUUUAUAAUCUUGGUAAUGAGUCAAUUAUUGAUUUUUUUUUUUUUUUUUUUUGAUUUUGUUUUAAUAAAAGGGGUCAUAUUAUGAUUUGUUUAGUUUUUUUACAUUUAAAACACUUCCUUGUGGUCUACAUAACAUGUGAUGGUGCUUCUUUUGCUCAAGAUUGUGCAUAGAUGAUGUUUUACAGAUCAUCUUCAAGCCGCUUUCUGACCGUCUCUUCAGGAUGUGCCGUUUUGUGGGCGGUCUCAUUUACGUGCCUCCACUUCGACCGCGCUUCCAUUAGGACUCU